AUGGCGCAGAAUGUUCUGCUUUAUGGGCAACCAUGGCGCAGAAUGUUCUGCUUUAUGGGCAACCAUGGCGCAGAAUGUUCUGCUUUAUGGGCAACCAUGGCGCAGAAUGUUCUGCUUUAUGGGCAACCAUGGCGCAGAAUGCUCUGCUUUAUGGGCAACCAUGGCGCAGAAUGCUCUGCUUUAUGGGAAACCAUGGCGCAGAAUGCUCUGCUUUAUGGGAAACCAUGGUACAGAAUGCUCUGCUUUAUGGGCAACCAGAAUGUUCUGCUUUACAGAAAUGUUCUGCUUUAUGGGAAACAACCGAAUGGCGCAGAAUGCUCUGCUUUAUGGGCAACCAUGGCGCAGAAUGCUCUGCUUUAUGGGCAACCAUGGCGCAGAAUGCUCUGCUUUAUGGGCAACCAUGGCGCAGAAUGCUCUGCUUUAUGGGCAACCAUGGCGCAGAAUGCUCUGCUUUAUGGGCAACAAUGGCACAGAAUGCUCUGCUUUAUGGGAAACCAUGGCACAGAAUGCUCUGCUUUAUGGGAAACCAUGCAAAUGGCGCAGAAUGCUGUGCUUUAUGGGAAACAAUGGCGCAGAAUGCUCUGCUUUAUGGGAAACCAUGCCAUAGAAUGCUCUGCUUUCUGGGAAACAAUGGCGCAGAAUGCUCUGCUUUAUGGGAAACCAUGCCACAGAAUGCUCUGCUUUAUGGGAAACCGUGCAAAUGGCGCAGAAUGCUCUGAUUUAUGGGAAACCGUGCAAAUGGCGCAGAAUGCUCUGCUUUAUGGGAAACCAUGGCGCAGAAUGCUCUGCUUUAUGGGAAACCAUGGCGCAGAAUGCUCUGCUUUAUGGAAAACCAUGGCGCAGAAUGCUCUGCUUUAUGGGCAACCAUGGCACAGAAUGCUCUGCUUUAUGGGCAACCAUGGCACAGAAUGCUCUGCUUUAUGGGCAACCAUGGCACAGAAUGUUCUGCUUUAUGGGAAACCAUGCCACAGAAUGCUCUGCUUUAUGGGAAACCGUGCAAAUGGCGUAGAAUGCUCUGCUUUAUGGGAAACCGUGCAAAUGGCGCAGAAUGCUCUGCUUUAUGGGAAACCAUGGCGCAGAAUGCUCUGCUUUAUGGGAAACCAUGGCGCAGAAUGCUCUGCUUUAUGGAAAACCAUGGCGCAGAAUGCUCUGCUUUAUGGGCAACCAUGGCACAGAAUGCUCUACUUUAUGGGCAACCAUGGCACAGAAUGUUCUGCUUUAUGGGAAACCAUGGCGCAGAAUGCUCUGCUUUAUGGGCAACCAUGGCGCAGAAUGCUCUGCUUUAUGGGCAACCAUGGCCCAGAAUGCUCUGCUUUAUGGGCAACCAUGGCGCAGAAUGCUCUGCUUUAUGGGCAACCAUGGCACAGAAUGCUCUACUUUAUGGGCAACCAUGGCACAGAAUGUUCUGCUUUAUGGGAAACCAUGGCGCAGAAUGCUCUGCUUUAUGGGCAACCAUGGCGCAGAAUGCUCUGCUUUAUGGGCAACCAUGGCCCAGAAUGCUCUGCUUUAUGGGAAACCAUGGCGCAGAAUGCUCUGCUUUAUGGGAAACAAUGCAGAUUUCCCUGGGUGCAGUUUAUGGAAUCUAAAUUAAUCAGCUUUAUAAGAUAG
Pelobates cultripes (western spadefoot toad) is the source of this 1608-nucleotide messenger RNA. Lineage: Eukaryota; Metazoa; Chordata; Amphibia; Anura; Pelobatidae. The record is from the annotation of a GenBank genome assembly.